Nematostella vectensis (starlet sea anemone) is the source of this 2860-nucleotide messenger RNA. Its product is annotated as NF-X1-type zinc finger protein NFXL1. Gene Ontology annotation, cellular component: nucleus. Lineage: Eukaryota; Metazoa; Cnidaria; Anthozoa; Actiniaria; Edwardsiidae. Gene Ontology annotation, biological process: regulation of DNA-templated transcription. Gene Ontology annotation, molecular function: zinc ion binding; DNA-binding transcription factor activity, RNA polymerase II-specific; RNA polymerase II transcription regulatory region sequence-specific DNA binding. The transcript has 21 exons. The coding region runs from base 1 to 2634 and encodes 877 amino acids. The record is from RefSeq and is a predicted model, not a curated record.
AUGGAGAAAAGGCCGUUGUAUUUGGGCCGAGGCCGUGGCAGAGGGCAAACUUCUUUAAAGUCUCAAAAUGGCGCCAAUGCGUGGCAUCAAAAACAUGGUGCCAAACCGGGACAGUCGUCAUCUACGAGAAAAGAGGUGAAGCCACGUGUAGCAGCCAAAACAGAGCCGUCCAAACAGAGACUUGACAAGGUGCACAUGAUUAAAGAGUCGGCUCGCAAGUUUUUGGAUGAAGAAUUUGAAGAUUCAUCUGAAGAUGAAGAAAUCAAUGACGAAUCAGUCAUGAGUAGUACACUACAAAAAUACUUAGACACGUCAGCUACAGAAGACCCUGCUGACACUCUCAAACGCACUACUCAGUACCUGAUGGACUCAUGUCGCCCUGGCUCAAAUGUUUGCUUGAUUUGUAUAGCUUCUAUCAAACAUGUUGAUGCGGUAUGGAGCUGCGGUCAGUGUUACUGCAUUUUUCACCUGCAGUGCAUCCAAAAGUGGUCCAGGGAUGGUGCAGUGCAGAACUCCACUUUGUCACAGGAGAAUUUUCCUGCUGUAGAGGCUACAUGGUGCUGCCCAAAGUGCAGGUAUGAGUUCAAGCAAUCUGACUGUCCAACCAGAUACCACUGCUUUUGUGGCAAAGAGGAGAAUCCAGCAUUUGACCCAUGGAUUGUACCUCACUCUUGUGGUCAGACAUGCAGCCGACCCCUUAAACCAGACUGCGGCCAUGAAUGCCUACUGUUGUGCCAUCCAGGACCAUGCCCUCCUUGUCCAAAGACUGUAAGGACUCGCUGUCACUGCGGAACCCAAGCCCCAUCAGUAAGGCGAUGUGGAGCAAAGGACUGGUCAUGCAGUCGGCCAUGUGGAAAACUCCUGUCAUGUGGUCAUCACAGCUGCCAGACCCCCUGUCAUGCUGGUGACUGCCCUCCUUGCCCAAAGGAGAGUGUUCAAAGCUGUCUCUGUGGAAAACAGGAGUCCAAAAGGCCUUGUGCAAGUCCGGAUUGGCAGUGCCAGAAGAUAUGUGGCCGAACACUUUCCUGUGGAUUUCACAUAUGUGAGAAAGUAUGCCACUCUGGCCUUUGUGGUGAUUGUCCAAGGAGUGGAGAGAGGUCUUGCCCAUGUGGGAAAACAAAAAUAAGCCUUCCCUGUACUGAGGACAUUCCUACCUGUGGGGACACAUGUGAACAGGAGCUCUCUUGUGGUCGUCACAAAUGUACUCAGAGGUGCCACCAAGGGCCUUGUGGACCUUGUCGGCAGUUUGUGACUAAGCAGUGUCGCUGCGGCAAGCGUGAGAAAAAUGUGCAGUGCAGCAUGGAGUUUACCUGUGAGGCUAAGUGCACCAACAUGAGGCAGUGUAGCAGGCAUCAGUGCAAGAGAAAGUGCUGUGAUGGAAAAUGCCCACCUUGUGAACAAACAUGUGGUAGAACUUUGAACUGCAAGAACCACAAGUGCCCUUCACAGUGCCACAGAGGUCCAUGUUACCCCUGUCCUUUGACUGUGGACAUGAAAUGCUUCUGCGGUUCGACUGUGGUUACUUUGCAGUGUGGACGAGAGAAGAUCUCAAAGCCUCCGAAGUGCAAUGAGCUGUGCAAGCACCCAUCUAAUUGUCAUCACCCCAGCCGAGAGCCUCAUCGAUGCCAUUAUGGCGACUGCCCGACAUGCAGACAGAUCUGUAAAAGACAUCUCCCAGACUGCAACCACACUUGUCCGCAGCGUUGCCAUGACAACGUACCUGCUCAAACAAAAUCACCAAUUGCCGCCGCUAAAGAUACGCAGCAAAACCCGGAAGUGGUUGCGUUGCCCUGCCCGCCUUGCCGUGAGCCUGUCAAAUGGAGCUGCUAUGGAGAGCACGAGGACCGUUUAUUUCCUUGUUCCGAAGCCUGUCGGUAUUCCUGUGGAAGGCCGUGUGGGCGCGCGUUGCCUUGUGGGAACCAUACGUGCCAGCUUGAAUGUCACUACGUUACUAAAGAAACAAGCAAAACUGAGGCUGGGCCAGAAUGCCAGGCGUGUGAGGAACCAUGCAACAAGCCACGCCCCUCUGGCUGCACCCACUCAUGUCCGCGGCCCUGCCAUCAAGGUGAAUGCCAUCAAUGCAAGUUAAUGCUGAAGAGGCAAUGUCACUGUUGCCUGAUGGCUGUCUACAUCCGUUGCAGCGAUUGGACUUCAUCAGAAGGCGUGGCGCGCGAACAGCUUCAGUCGUGUAAGAAUCAAUGUCCGAAGACAUUAUCUUGUGGCCACCGCUGCGGCGUUGAGUGCCACCCUGGAGCGUGUCCUGACACGCUCGUGUGCAGUAAGAAGACCGCAGUGCGAUGCCCUUGUCGCAGGAAGAAGAUGCAAUUCCCUUGCUACCGUGUGCAGUCCAACGACGUGAAGGUUGAAUGUGAUGACGAGUGUAAAGCAGCCAAGCGUCGCCAGGAAGAGGAGAAUGCCGCAGCCCAUAGGAGGACAAGGGAGGAGCAAGAGCGUGCGCAGAAGGCGGAAAUUGCUCUGUACGAGCGUCUGCGCGGAGGGAAGAAAAGACGUCAAAGGAAACAAGAAGAGUUCGUGGAGGAGCCGAUGUGGAUAUCUGCUCACAAGAAUGAAUUAAUACUAAGCGCAGUCGCUAUGGCAAUAGUUGCUGGACUCUUUUAUAUAGCCAUGAGUUAACAAUAGGUUAUCGGCUUGGCAGUGCCAAACCCUGUACUCGACGAGUCGCUAGUUGCUAGAUUGUUCUAUAUAGCCAUGAGUUAACAAUAUGUUAUCGGCUUAGCUGUGCCACACCCUAUACUCGGAGGUGACAAUAUAUCCUGAGCUUGAAGGUAGUCUAUACCGGAUCAAAUCUGUCAAAUCUGCAAAUCUAUUUAUUGGUGAUUUAAAAUAAUUAUUAACUAUC